AUGGCGUCUUUUUCGCUAAGGCUCUAUCGCAUUUACACAGAGGAAAAGUCUGGAGUAGAUGUGGUGCCAGUGUUUAUCUCUGUGGAUCCUGAAAGAGACACAGUUGAGCAAGUACAUGAAUAUGUCAAAGAGCUUCAUCCUAAAUUGGUUGGGUUAACGGGAAGCCCUGAAGAAAUCAAAUCGGUGGCCCGUUCUUACAGGGUUUACUACAUGAAGACAGAAGAGGAAGAUUCAGACUAUCUCGUUGAUCACUCUAUCGUCAUGUACUUGAUGAGUCCAGAGAUGAGUUUUGUGAAAUUCUACGGUAAGAAUCAUGAUGUUGCCUCGUUGACCGACGGCGUUGUAAAAGAGAUUCGACAGUACAGGAAGUGAAGAGCCUGCGAAGGAGAAGAGUGAUUAGUUACCAUUUUUGGAUUUGUUGGUCAUCAUUAAAGCGAUAUGAUUAAGUAGUC
Eruca vesicaria subsp. sativa (arugula) is the source of this 452-nucleotide messenger RNA. NCBI's taxonomy places the organism in Eukaryota, Viridiplantae, Streptophyta, Magnoliopsida, Brassicales, Brassicaceae. The record is from the annotation of a GenBank genome assembly.